UUUUAAUUAAAUUCAAGUUUGUCGCCCGUCCUGACACUUUUCGCGGUCAGCCAUAUAGCCGUAUAGCCGUACAGCCGUACAGUCCGCCGGAGAGCGAGAGAGAUGGCCGGAGAGUGGGUGAGCCAGAAAGAGAGAGGGAGGGAGAGUGAAGGCCCCCAAGGGGAUAUAGAUAGAUAGGAGCGGGCUCUUCGUAAUCGUUGGAACCGUCCCGAUGGCACUGGGGCAAUUGGAAAACGGCUCGUUCAGUUGGUGGACGCCAGUUGUGCGGUUCGCUCGGUGCCUCCUUUUGAUUCAGCUCGAUUCUAGACUAGAAUCUAGAAUCGCGUGCGUGCCGCGUCGUUCGUGUGACAUCCCCCAUAUAUAUAGUAAUAUAUACAUAUACUAUACGCAUGUAUAUCUGUGGCCCCGUCCCCACCCCCAAAAGUUCGUACAAAUUGCAAAUUCACAUGCGUAUGUGCAGUGAUUCACCGAAUGAGUGCGUUGGCCUCUGGCCGAGAGUUGUGAAUACCCAGUGAAUACCCCGUGAAUGGCCAGUGAAUGCAGGCUAUAGCCACAACUGUAAUCAGAUUGUAUACGUGUAGUUAUGGAAUUCGGUUCUAUGGAUCGUAAGAUCGGAGCUGUGUAGUCGGCCUUUGCCCAGUGUUAUGAGCACUUUUGUCGCCGUGCGUGUGUCGGAGGAAAAGAUCACUUUAAAAAUAACAGAUUUGUUUGAUGCUAUUUAUAAUAGGCGGGCCAAGUUUUCGUUCCGUUUCGCAUUGUGAGGCUGAGGCCUUUGGGUGUUCAGCGAUCUCGGUGGAUCAUUCGUAUCUUUCGGAUUUCCCAGCGUCUUUUAUUCUCUGGCACUCGCCUGCACUUGAACGCCAUUCGAAUAUCGCGGCAAUAUUAAUUUGACAGCGUUUGUGUGCCAGUGUCGCAAUGUAAACAGCCAAAAUGGCAAGCGGUUUGAUCGACACCAAUUUCAGCAGCACAUUGACAAAUGGGAUGUCGGGGUGUGAUCAAAGCACUGUCGAAUCAUUGGCCGACGAUCCAACAGAUUCACCAUUCGACGCCGAUGAUUGUCUCAAGGUGCGCAAGUACUGGUGCUUUCUGCUGUCCAGCAUCUUUACAUUCCUUGCUGGCCUGCUCGUGGUGCUACUAUGGCGAGCCUUCGCCUUCGUCUGCUGCCGCAAGGAGCCGGACCUGGGGCCCAACGACCCCAAGCAGAAGGAGCAGAAGGCCUCCCGCAACAAACAGGAGUUCGAGGGCACCUUUAUGACAGAAGCGAAAGACUGGGCUGGAGAGCUUAUCUCGGGUCAAACAACAACUGGUCGAAUUUUGGUCGUACUCGUAUUUAUACUCAGCAUUGCAUCCCUCAUUAUAUACUUUGUUGAUGCAUCUAGCGAAGAAGUCGAAAGAUGCCAAAAGUGGAGUAACAACAUUACUCAACAGAUCGAUCUCGCAUUCAAUAUAUUUUUUAUGGUUUACUUUUUUAUACGAUUCAUAGCGGCGUCCGAUAAGCUUUGGUUUAUGUUAGAAAUGUACAGUUUUGUAGAUUAUUUUACAAUACCCCCGUCCUUCGUAUCAAUAUAUUUAGAUCGAACAUGGAUCGGUCUUCGAUUUCUUCGAGCGCUACGUCUCAUGACUGUUCCAGAUAUUUUACAAUAUUUAAACGUACUAAAAACAUCGAGCUCCAUACGCUUGGCUCAACUAGUAUCAAUUUUUAUAUCCGUGUGGUUAACAGCAGCGGGCAUUAUACAUCUGCUGGAGAACUCUGGCGAUCCGCUGGAUUUUAAUAAUGCUCAUCGUUUAUCGUAUUGGACCUGUGUCUAUUUCCUAAUUGUGACCAUGUCAACGGUAGGAUAUGGUGACGUUUACUGUGAGACUGUCCUGGGAAGAACAUUUCUCGUGUUCUUUCUGCUCGUCGGCUUGGCGAUUUUUGCAAGUUGUAUACCUGAGAUUAUAGACUUGAUUGGAACAAGAGCCAAAUAUGGGGGCACAUUAAAAAAUGAAAAAGGGCGAAGACAUAUUGUGGUAUGCGGUCAUAUAACAUACGAAUCCGUGUCGCAUUUCCUGAAGGACUUCCUCCACGAAGAUCGGGAGGAUGUCGAUGUCGAAGUGGUCUUUCUCCAUCGCAAAGAGCCUGACCUGGAGCUAGAGGGACUGCUGAAGCGUCACUAUACCACAGUGGCCUUUUUUCAGGGCACUAUGAUGAACGCAGUCGACCUGGAGCGAGUCAAGGUUCAUGAAGCCGACGCCUGCCUCGUGCUAGCUAACAAAUAUUGCCAAGAUCCCGACGCAGAAGAUGCUGCCAACAUCAUGAGAGUCAUCUCGAUCAAAAACUACAGCGACGACAUUCGAGUCAUCAUCCAGCUGAUGCAGUACCACAAUAAGGCGUACUUGCUGAACAUACCAUCGUGGGACUGGAAACAGGGCGACGAUGUCAUCUGCCUGGCCGAACUCAAGCUGGGCUUCAUUGCCCAGAGUUGUUUGGCGCCCGGGUUCUCGACCAUGAUGGCCAACCUGUUCGCCAUGAGGUCGUUCAAGACGUCACCAGACACACAGGCCUGGCAAAAUGAUUAUCUUCAAGGUACAGGGUGUGAGAUGUACACCGAAACCCUAUCACCUUCAUUUACCGGCAUGACAUUCCCACAAGCCAGCGAACUGUGUUUCUCCAAGCUGAAGCUCCUGCUGCUGGCCAUCGAGAUCAAGGGCGCCGAGGAGGGGGCGGACAGCAAGAUUUCCAUCAACCCUCGGGGGGCCAAAAUCCAGGCCAACACCCAGGGUUUCUUCAUAGCACAAAGCGCCGACGAGGUGAAGCGUGCCUGGUUCUACUGCAAGGCGUGUCAUGAGGACAUCAAGGACGAGACGCUGAUCAAGAAAUGCAAAUGCAAGAACUUGGCCACCUUCCGGAAAGGCGUCCGAGCCGUACAAAUGGUUGGGCGUGCAAAAGACGAUGAAUACUCGUUGUCAAAUGAACACCAUCCUGCACCCACAUUUACGCCUCCAGAGCUACCCAAGCGGGUGCAUGUGCGUGGAUCUGUAUCGGGUGAUAUCACUCGUGACAGAGAAGAUACGAAUCUACUCAAUCGCAAUGUGCGCCGUCCGAAUGGCACCGGCAACGGUACAGGUGGCAUGCACCACAUGAACAACACGGCAGCGGCGGCUGCAGCAGCUGCGGCGGCGGGAAAACAGGUGAACAAGGUGAAGCCCACGGUGAACGUGAGCCGGCAGGUGGAGGGCCAAGUGAUAUCGCCAUCGCAGUACAACAGGCCACCAGAGAAUGAUGCUAACCCUUAUGCGGGCUAUCAACUUGCUUACGAAGUUAAAAAGCUCAUGCCGACGAGUCGCAGUUCCGGUACGGGCACUCAGAAUCAAAACGGCGGCGUAUCCUUGCCCGCCGGCAUUGCGGACGACCAGUCGAAGGACUUUGAUUUCGAGAAGACCGAAAUGAAGUACGACUCGACGGGAAUGUUCCACUGGAGUCCGGCAAAGAGCUUAGAAGACUGCAUACUGGAUCGCAACCAGGCGGCCAUGACCGUGCUGAACGGCCACGUGGUCGUGUGCCUGUUUGCCGAUCCCGAUUCGCCGCUGAUCGGGCUGCGGAAUCUGGUGAUGCCGCUGCGGGCGUCCAACUUCCACUACCACGAGCUGAAGCACGUGGUCAUUGUGGGCUCGGUGGACUACAUCCGGCGCGAGUGGAAGAUGCUGCAGAACCUGCCCAAGAUCUCGGUGCUCAACGGAUCGCCGCUGAGUCGAGCCGACCUGCGGGCCGUGAAUGUCAAUCUGUGUGAUAUGUGCUGCAUCCUGUCGGCGAAAGUUCCUAGCAACGACGAUCCCACGCUGGCCGACAAGGAGGCGAUCCUCGCCUCGCUGAACAUCAAGGCCAUGACCUUUGACGACACGAUCGGUGUGCUCAGCCAGCGCGGCCCGGAGUUCGACAACCUGAGCGCCACCGCCGGCAGUCCCAUUGUGCUGCAGCGGAGGGGCUCGGUGUAUGGCGCCAAUGUGCCCAUGAUAACAGAACUGGUCAAUGAUAGUAACGUGCAGUUUCUCGAUCAAGACGACGACGAUGAUCCAGAUACAGAACUAUAUCUGACGCAGCCUUUCGCCUGCGGCACAGCCUUCGCUGUGAGUGUGUUAGACUCGCUGAUGUCCACGACUUACUUCAAUCAAAACGCCUUAACGCUGAUCCGCUCACUGAUAACGGGUGGCGCCACGCCCGAGCUGGAACUGAUCCUGGCCGAGGGAGCUGGCCUCCGCGGAGGCUACAGCACCGUGGAGAGUCUGAGCAAUCGAGACAGAUGUCGAGUGGGUCAAAUCUCGCUGUACGACGGUCCGUUGGCUCAAUUUGGGGAGUGCGGCAAGUACGGGGAUCUGUUUGUGGCAGCCCUCAAGUCGUACGGAAUGCUGUGCAUCGGACUAUACCGAUUCAGGGAUACCAGCUCCAGUUGUGAUGCGAGCAGCAAACGUUAUGUAAUAACCAACCCACCCGAUGACUUUUCACUACUGCCAACAGAUCAGGUAUUCGUUUUAAUGCAAUUCGAUCCGGGCCUGGAGUACAAGCCGCCAGCGGUACGAGCACCUGCCGGCGGACGAGGCACCAACACACAGGGUUCCGGGGUCGGUGGGGGCGGCUCCAACAAGGAUGAUAACUCUUGAUUGUUACUGUGUAGCGCCUUAACUGAUGGUCCUUAUUCGUACAUUUGAACGAUGGAGAAGCUGAUCGAAGGCAGAGCAGCGCAUUUGUGGCAACGCACCCACAACUACCUAUUGGCAUAAGAUAUUUGAUACUCGACAAGGCGACAACAAAUCGGCAGCGAAAAAAAGACAUAUUUGUAUGUAAAUCGAUUGUACCGUGUACAAAAGUGAAAUCAAAAGCGUUAAUAAGUUAGAGAAUACGACCAUAACUUGCGUGCCAUGAAAUGCGCUGCUCUGCUCUUUUAUGUGUGUGAAGGCAUGCGGCUCGGUGUAUUUUGUCCAUCCAAACUAACAAUCAAGAGACAACCGGAACCGGAACCACUGACCACCAGAUCAACGUCGACGGCAAUGCCGCCUGUCUCCACACAUAUAAAAAGCUAAUCCGGAUCGGGGGACCAAGAACUUAGCCCUGAUAUCCAUCGUUCAACUGCCAACUGAUUGCUUCCCACAUCAUUCCGUAUGCCUUUUUAGAACCUUGAAAUUAUCAUAUUCUGUAUAUCUAUAAUUUUAGUCUUGCAACUACAUUGGUUGAUUUUGUAUCCUUGUUUAUCCCUCUUAUUUUGUAAUCAACAUUGUGUGCCCCAAUAAAAUAUUCGUAUUAUUAUUUGACUUUUAAGUUGGUUUGUCAUAUGGUUUGCCCCCAAUUUCGUCUUCAAGCAACAAUCAUUAGUUAUACUUAUGGGUAUGUAUUUACGUAUGAGUGCUGUCGACUAUCAUUUACAUUUACAUUUACAUUUAUACUUAAGAAUCAUUUACCACUAAUUUUCGUUUACAUUUUGAGUUCACUUCAUGGCGCUAUCAUUGCAUAAGAAACAAUUGAAAAUUGAAUUCUAAACGAAAAUCCAUCUCAAUGGUGUGACGUAAGCAAUUGGGAACCAUUAGUGAGGUAAGCUACACAUUAAACUAGGAAACAAGGAAUACUGAGCGAAAAACAAGAAACUACCAAAAACUACAAACUAAGUCUACUCGAUCUGUGUACUCUCAUGUCUCAAAAUCUAUCUCUAAGUCGCUGAAUGCGGCCACAACGCAACAAUUUAUAUCGAACACACCAAUUAAACACUGCAAACAAUGCAUUGCGGAUUGCUUUUGGCUGAGAUACAGAUACUGAUAGCGACAAACAGAUACAAGGCAAUGAGGCUAAAAUUCAAAAACUGCAUUUAGAAGUUUCUGAGCAUGCGCAAAACGAUUUAUAUAGAGCAGAGCAUAUUGUAAUAAUUCAACUUUUAAUGUAAACCUAAAAACACAAAUAUCGAUUAAUGACAUUUAACACCUAAAGCCAACAAUCUGCUAGCUAAUUCGUAUGCCUAAAACAAAUACACAUAUGGCUCGACCUGAUCCUUUAUGAAAGCCAGAGAAAACAUGGUUGUUUCUACCGAAGAAUCGCCCAAUCAAGGCUGUUUUGAGGCAAAUACUAAACCAUAUGCAAAGUACUACACUUAACUAGAGGAGUCUCAGCUUUUUCACUCGACGCAAGUCAAAUUUGCUAAUUGCUAAUUCUAAAUUGAACAACAACUUCUUACAUUCACAUCUCUACACAAAAAAAAAAAA
Drosophila erecta is the source of this 6225-nucleotide messenger RNA. It is a transcript of the gene slo, whose product is annotated as calcium-activated potassium channel slowpoke. The transcript has 26 exons. Gene Ontology annotation, molecular function: large conductance calcium-activated potassium channel activity. NCBI's taxonomy places the organism in Eukaryota, Metazoa, Arthropoda, Insecta, Diptera, Drosophilidae. The coding region runs from base 931 to 4638 and encodes 1235 amino acids. Gene Ontology annotation, cellular component: postsynaptic membrane. The record is from RefSeq and is a predicted model, not a curated record. Gene Ontology annotation, biological process: potassium ion transport; transmembrane transport.